CUUGUUGAUUGACUAGUCCGAGUUGACCAUCUAAGUACACAAUCGUGCAACAUUCAUGCAUGAAUUGAGGUGCUUCAUCAACAGAGAAAGUUAUACACGAAAGGCCACACCAGACUCAGCCUUACUACACACACAAAAGACUCAUCAGAUCCGGCCACAGACGCAGCAUCAGGCGCUCAUCUGAUCUGCCUGCCCUUCACAUCACACUGAGCACCUCCACUUCAUCAGCCAUGAAAUACUGACUGCCCCUAAACAGAGCACGGCCAUCCCCAUCCCUCACCCCCACACAGGCCAAAGGCACAUCGCGGCUGGAGAUGUACUGAAAGCAGCUACGCAAAUCAGCAGCAGGGCUGCCCUCGUUGCCCAAAGACAACCACUCGAUCAUCAGCUUCUCCCGCCCCCCAGGCACUGUCCCGUCCGCCCAGUCACAGACACUGACUGGAUACCUGCCGCCAUCUGCCUCCUCCCGCGCAGCUACAGACACGAACUGCCUGCCUUCCAUCAUCUUGGUCGGUUUGUCGAAGUAGCGGUGAGGGAGAACUGCCACACAUCACAGCAGUAUGUAUUCACUCUUCUUGGGUCAUCUGGCAGCUCGAUGCCGUCACUCAUGUAAGCGCCGAACACCUAGCCGCCCUUCUUGAUGGCAAAUACCAGGCCACGGGCAUCGCCCACACACCGCAGCAUAUCAGCAUACGAUGGUCCAUUACGAGAUGCUCUGCAGAGAGAAGAGAUUGACAGAUAUACCACGCAUCAAAGGCAAGUGUACCUGUAGAUGAGCUUCAGUCUGAUAUUUGCGACUGUCAGUCCAAGGAAGCGAUAGAGUGCAGCGGAUUUGACGGGAUCCAACGUUGAAUCCUCGAUCACCUGCGAUGACAGACAACGAUAGAGAGCAUAGGUAGAAUACUGAUGCUUCUUCGUCUUGCUGAUGUGUGUGUCACCUUUAGCGACCGAAGUGAGCGGCCGUCGACACGAAUAACCUCCACUUCAUCAGCCAUAAAGUCCCAACUGCCCCCAAAGAGAGCAUGGCCAUCCCUACGCCUCACUCCCUCAUAGCCCUCAGGCAAUUCAUCUCUGUCGAUGUACUGAACGCAGUUGCCCAUGUCACCGGCAGGGCCACCCCCAUGGCCUAACCACAAGCACCCACCGAUCAGCACCUUCGCCCCCCCAUGCACUAUCCCCUCCCGGCCAGCCACAUACACUGAUUCCCGGACUUUCAUCAUCUUGGUCGCUUUGUCGAAGUGGCCGGCCAGCGAGAAACGCCACAGACCACACUGGUAGCUGUCGUAGCUUGUUGGAUCGUCGGGCAGUUCGAUGCGGUCGUUGAAGUAGGCGCCUCGCCCUCACCCUUUCGCCUCUCAAAUUCAUCCACCAAUUGCAGCCGCUCGCCGAUUGUCACCUCGCCUGCAUUCUUGGUGGUCACCCGACGACAGACAGACCAGAGCAUUCUACCUGUCUUGAAGUGAAUACAUUCCCUCUACCUGUGCGGCUUGUGGUGUCGUAUGUCUUGCUUCGGGCAGGGAGGGCGGGAGGGACUCCGCGCGAUACCGUGCGAGUCGCCGUCGACGCAGAAAGGGGCGACUGGUUCACCCACGCUGAUCGCCGGCCGACCCAUAGCUAUCAGUGGAUGUUUCAAAAAGGCCGACUCAGGGUCAUCUGAAGCCGCUACACAAUCGACAUACAAUUGCAUCUUUGUCUGCACGGCUCUCGGCAUGUGUUGUUUUUCCGCUCACGGGCAGACGAUGACUGUUGGCGAGCGCCGCCCUCCGAACCGACGGGCGGCUCGACUCCCGCUGUCCGUAUCUGCAGGACACAACGGACACAGUGAUGUUAGAUUAGCGCUCAUUGGAUGUCGUGUACACGCCGUAUCCCUGUGGUGCAUGUGAUGGUCUUGUUUGAGGGCCCCAU
This is a messenger RNA of Vitrella brassicaformis, 1905 nucleotides long. NCBI's taxonomy places the organism in Eukaryota, Vitrellaceae. The record is from the annotation of a GenBank genome assembly.